UCUUCCAUUGGCCCUCAUAUACUUGCAACCCUCUGAUAAUGCACUCUGUAUGGAACAAUUUUGAUUUGAUCAAAUACACACACCCAAAUGACAAAUUCACAUACACCUUUGCUCAUCAAUCCAAACGAGUCUGUCGCACACACAAAUACAAAGCCAACAACAGUCGGUUAAAUAUUAAUUAAGGUAUUACAUUAUCAUAAAUAUACAGUGAUAAUACAAAUAAAAUUUAAAAAAUGACGGCCUUGGAUACAAUAACAAGUAAAUUUGAUGAACUUGUUAAGUGUACCAAUGCUCUUAUUACGGCUGUUCCAAGUGGUUCUUAUGAAAAAGAGCUUGGUUUAUUUGCAAACAGUCAAGAAGAUGUUAGAAAAGAAUGGGCAUCAUCAAUUGUUGAGUGUGAUCAUUUAAAAUCAGAAAUAUCAACAAUUUCUGAUGAGUUAUCAAGUGCAAAUAGAAAACUUGAAGAAGAAAGAAAAAAUCGUAUUAGUCUUGAAAAUAAAAAAUUUCAAUUGGAAAAAUCACUUGCACAAGAUAGAGCUGAAGUUAGACAAAAAUGUUUGACAUUUGUGCAAGAAUGUGAAAGAUUAAAAAGUGCAUUGGAUAAAACAAGAGAUGAUUUACUCAAAUCUCGUCAAUUAUUAAAUGAAGAAAGAAAAAAACAUUCUGCUGUUGAAGAAGAAAAAGCUAAAUUGAUUGCACAAAUUUCAAAAGACAAAGAAAUUGAAAAAAAGCUAUCAGAGUCAAUAAAAGAAUGUGAAAUAUUGAAAAUUCAAUUGAAACAAAAUAAAGAAGAUUCAUCAAAAUUACAACAGCUAUUUGAAGAAGAGAAAAAGAAAAAUUUUAAAGAUAAAAAUCAAGAGCAAAAUGAUGUAGCUAAAAUUGGAGAAAUUGAAAAAAAAUUAUCAGCAUCUGUUGAAGAAUGUAAAAAAUUAAAAACUCAAGUUCAAUUGUUUGAGGAUGAAAAAAAAAUAUAUCAAGAUGAAGAAAAAAAACAAGAGAAAAAAAAAGCUAUCGAAAUUGCUGAGUUGGAAAAAAAAUUGUCAUCAUCUGCUGAAGAAUGUAGACAGUUGAAAAUUGAAUUAGAAAAAGCAAAGAGUGAGUCAAUUCAAUCACUAAAGUAUCUCGAGGAAGAAAAAAUAAAUCAUAAAAAUAAUGGAAUAAUUCAAGAGAAAAAAAUUGAAGAGUUACAAAAAGAGCUGUCAUCAUCUGUUGAUGAAUGUGAACAAUUAAAAAUUGAAUUAAAAAAAGUCAAAGAUGAAACAAUUAAAACUGAGCUUCUUAAAAUUCUUGAACAAAGUGAAAAAGAUAGAUGUCAAGCUGUAACUUGUGAUGAACAAAAUAAAAAAAUAGAAAAUCUAAAAUGUCAAUUGUCAACAUGUACAAUGGAAUGUGAAGAAUUAAAAACAAAUUUAAAUAAAACAAAAGAAGAAUCAUCUAGAUCACUAAAGCUUUAUGAAAUUGAAAAGAAAAGAUAUCAAGAAACUUUUGUUGAAAAAAAUCAUUUGAUAAAACAAAUCGAAAAUAUAGGAGAUGUACAAGAUAAAUUACUAGCAUCACUUCAAGAAUGUGAUCGUUUCAAAGAUGAACUUGAAAAAGCACAACAAGAAGCCAUCAGUACUCGUCAACAACUUGACGAUGAAAAACAAAAAUACUGUACAUUGGAAAAUGAAAAAAAUCAACUGAAAAAACAAAUUUCAAAUAAUAGUGAGUUACAAAAAAAUUUAUCAACAGCCAUUGAAGAGUGUGAUAAUUUAAAAUUAAAUAUAAAAAAUUUACAAGAAGAUCUUGAUAAUUGUCGUCAACAGUUGAAUGAAGAAAAACAAAAAUAUUUAGCACUUGAAAUUGAAAAAAAUCAAAUGAAUAAAAUAACAGAAAAAAAUUGUGAAUGUGAAGAAAAAUUAUCAGCAUCAUCAUUGAAUUAUGAAAAAUUAUCAAAUGAAUUAAAAAAAACUCAGCAAGAAUUGAUUGAUGUUAAUGAAAAAUUGGAUGAUGAGAAGAAAAAAUGUUGUGCUCUUGAGCAUAAAAAUAAUAAACUUGAAAGACAAAUGACUAUUGCACGUGAUAUGCUAGUCAUUGAAGAAGAUGUCAUUGAAAAACCACUUGAAAAAAUACCACCACCAGUUUUUCAAGUUAAUGAAAAUGUUUGUUCAUCAUUAAUCAAUACCAAAAAUGAAAAUAAAACAAUUGAAGUAAUAAAUACAACAGCUAGUGACACUUGUAAUGAAUCAUUAGUAACUGAUUUUGAUGAAUCAUUAAAGACAGAUAUUGUUCCGCUAAAACCAGCUGAUACUUCAAGUGAUAUUGGUGAAAAAUUAAUUUCAAAUAAACGUAAAAGAAAAGGACGAAAUUCAAGUAUUGAAAUUAUACCAAAAAAACAAAAAAAGACAAUGAAAAAAUCUAAAAAGUCAAAUAAAAAAAUUAGCCUUUUAUUGGAUAAUGAAGAAAUUGAUAAAUUGUCUGUUGAAAAUUCUCAAGGUAUGGAUUUUGAUGAUAUUGAUGAAACAUUUGUUGUAAAAUUCAAUAAUCCAAAUAAAAAGAAUAGAAAAAAUAGUAAAAAAAAUUCAUCAACAAAAUUGGAUGAGAAAAAUACAUCAAAUUGUACUUCUGAUGAUGAAUUUGAUGGAACCAUUGAAGAAGUUGAUGGAUCAUUUGUUGAAAUAUUAAAUGAUUCAAGCAAAAAAAGUAAAAAAUAUAAUAAAAAAAAUGUUCCAGUGCAAUUUGGAGAGGAGACUACAUCUGAUGAGAAAAUUGAUGAAAUAAUCGAACAAGAAAUUGAUGAAACAUCCAAUGAUUCGAAUAAAAAAAAUAGAAAAUAUAAUAAAAAAAAUGUUGCAAUAAAUUUGGGAGAAGAAGGUACAUCAACACCUGAUGAAAUGAUUGUUGAUAAGGCUGAUGAAAUAAUUGUUGAAAAAUUAAGUAAUAGUCUAAAUAAAAAAACUAGAAAAUAUAAUAAGAAAAAUGUUACAAUAAAUUUUGGAGAGACUGGUACAUUUGAUGAAGAAUUUAAUAAAACGAUUGAAGAAGUUGAUGAAAGUUUUAUUGAAAAAUUAAAUGAUUCAAGUAAAAAGAGUAGAAAAAAUAACAAAAAUAAUGUCUCAGAAAAAUUGGGAGAUGAGAGUACACCUGAUGAAAAAAUUAAUGGAACAAUUGAACAAAAAAUUGAUGAAACAUUGUAUGAUUUAAUUAAAAGAAAUAGAAAAAAUGAUAAAAAAAAUGUAUCAUCAAAUUUUAGAGAGGAAAGUACAUUAACAAGUUAUGAAAAAUCAAAUGAAAUGAUUGUUGAUGAUGUUGAUGAAUCAUUUGCUUCAAGUUUAACAAAUUCAACAAAAAAAAGUAAAAAAAAUAAAAAAAAUGUAUCAUUUAAAUUAGACGAUGAAGAAAUUACAUCAACACCUGAUGAAAAAUUAAAUGAAAUGAUUGUUGAAAAAGUUGUUAAAAAAAAAGGAAGAAAAAAUAAAAAAAAAAUUGAAUCAUUAGAAGAUAACGCUCUAUUGCCUGUUGAAAAUGAAAUGAUAAAUCAAGAAGAUAAUAAAUUAGUUUAUCAAAAAUUACCUGGUUCAAAUAAAAAAUAUAGAAAAAAAAAUUUACCACCAGCAAUUGAAGAGUCAAUUCAAUCGACACUUGAUAAAUUUAAUGAAAUGAUAGCUGAAGAAGACAAUGAAAUAGCUUUACAAAAAUUAUCAAAUAAAAAAAAUAAAAAAAAAAUACCAAUGAUAUUAGAUGAAAGUAGUAGUGAAAGUCUUGUUGAAGAAUUUGAUAAAGAAGUUAUUGAAAAUACAGAUCCGAUAUUUGAAAAAGCAACUGAACAAUCUGAAGAAAAUUCAAUUGAAUCUUCAAUUGAUGAUCCAGCUGAAAAUCCUAUUGAUGAAUCAAUUGAAAAACCAUUUGAUCAAACAAUUGAUAAAUCAAUUGAAAAUGAAAUUGAUUAUUCAUACCUACCAGCACCAAAAUCUCGUAAAAUUCGUUCUAAAAAACCUCAACAAAUUGAACAAAAACAAAUGAAUAAUUAUGAUAUUGAUAUGAAUAAUGAUGUUGCUAAAAAUCCAUCACAACAUUAUGAUGAUGAAAAUCCAAAUAAAUUAAAAUUAACACCGAAAAUUAAUUCAAAUCAUGAUAAUAUUGUAACACUCAAUGGACUAAGAUUUGAUAGUCCAAUAGUAUCACUUGAAAAAUUACGUUCAACAAAUUUUAAACAAAUUACACAACGAGUUAAAAGAAAAAUGAAUAUAUCAAGUCUUAAAUUGAGUAAAUAAAUAAUUAAACAAUAAAUAAUAAUCCAAAGUUUAUGUUGUAUUAAGCAACAACUAUUAACACUUAAAAAAAUAAUAUGAAAUCAUCAAAGACAGUAUAUUCAAAUAAGUCAUUAUGUUAUAUUAUUUGACAUGUAUUAAUAAUCAAUAAUUACCAGACUUUAUGAACAAAUAAUA
This is a messenger RNA of Aphidius gifuensis, 4427 nucleotides long. Its product is annotated as interaptin-like. Lineage: Eukaryota; Metazoa; Arthropoda; Insecta; Hymenoptera; Braconidae. The transcript is spliced from 12 exons. The record is from RefSeq and is a predicted model, not a curated record. The coding region runs from base 234 to 4253 and encodes 1339 amino acids.